This is a messenger RNA of Varanus komodoensis (Komodo dragon), 4669 nucleotides long. RefSeq names its product DnaJ heat shock protein family (Hsp40) member C3 (gene DNAJC3). The record is from RefSeq and is a predicted model, not a curated record. Gene Ontology annotation, cellular component: endoplasmic reticulum. The coding region runs from base 263 to 1648 and encodes 461 amino acids. Gene Ontology annotation, molecular function: misfolded protein binding; protein-folding chaperone binding. Gene Ontology annotation, biological process: protein folding in endoplasmic reticulum. The transcript is spliced from 13 exons. Lineage: Eukaryota; Metazoa; Chordata; Lepidosauria; Squamata; Varanidae.
CACCCCGGGGAACCUCUCAGAAUGUUCAGAGUGCCCGAGUUCCGAACUAAACUCCUUGGUGGGUCAGGCGGCGCACGUGGGGACGGAGCGGCUCAGGCAUGGUCUCUCUCCGGGCUUGCGUGAGCAAGUUGGGGUCCACGCUGCCCCUGCUCUUGGUGCUGUGGGACCUGCACUACGAGGGUAGAGGGAGCUUGUUUGAAACAUGCACAAGAGCUCAUGAGCAGAAUGUGGGAUAAAUGCAGAAGUAGAAAAACAACUUGAAAUGGGGAAGAAGCUGUUGGCUGCUGGGCAGCUUGCCGAUGCUUUGUCUCACUUCCAUGCCGCCAUAGAAGGGGACUCUGAUAACUACCUUGCCUAUUACAGAAGAGCCACCGUCUAUUUGGCCAUGGGCAAAUCUAAAGCUGCCAUUCGUGACUUAAGCAAGGUGGUUGAAUUAAAGCAGGAUUUCACGUCGGCAAGGCUGCAAAGGGGGAACUUGCUGCUGAAGCAGGGAAAGUUUGAUGAAGCGGAAGAGGAUUUCAAAAAAGUGCUCCAGUCUAACCCCAGUGACAAGGAUGAAGCAGAUGCUCGCUCCCAGCUGAUGAAGUCUGAUGAAAUGCAGCGCCUGUAUUCCCAAGCACGGUCUGCGUUUCUUCAGGGGGAGCACUACACUGCUAUCGGCCUCUUGGAUGAAAUUCUGGAUGUUUGUGCUUGGGACGUGGAACUGCGAGAGCUUCGGGCCAAAUGCUAUAUCAAGGAAGGAGAACCGAGAAAAGCCAUCGGUGACUUAAAAGCUGCUGCAAAGUUAAAGAGCGACAACACAGAAGCGUUCUACCAAAUCAGCACCAUAUAUUAUCAACUAGGUGACCAUGAGCAAUCUCUAAAUGAAGUCCGUGAAUGUCUGAAACUUGACCAAGACCACAAGGAGUGCUUUUCUCACUACAAGCAAGUAAAGAAACUGAACAAACAGAUCGCAUCAGCGGAGGAACUCAUCCAGCAAGAGAGGUACCAAGAUGCCAUUAAUAAAUAUGAGACUGUGAUGAAAACUGAGAGCAAAGUUCCUGUUUACACCACACAAGCCAGAGAGAGAAUCUGCCACUGCCUCUCGAAGGACCAGCAGUCAACGAAAGCCAUCACACUUUGCACUGAAGUUUUACAGCUGGAGCCGGAUAAUGUAAAUGCACUCAAAGACAGAGCUGCGGCGUACAUCCUGGAAGAACAGUAUGAGGAAGCUAUCAGGGACUAUGAAAAAGCAAAGGAGCUUAAUGACAGUGACCAACAAGUUCUGGAAGGCCUGGAGAGAGCCCAGCGGUUGCUCAAGCAGUCCCAGAAGAGAGAUUACUACAAAAUUUUAGGAGUUAAAAGGAAUGCCAGAAAACAAGAAAUUAUAAAAGCCUACAGGAAGCUAGCAAUGCAGUGGCACCCUGAUAAUUUCCAGGAUGAGAAAGAGAAGAAGCAAGCCGAGAAAAAGUUUAUCGACAUCGCAGCUGCCAAAGAAGUCCUCACUGAUCCAGAAAUGCGGAAGAAGUUUGAUGCAGGAGAAGACCCCCUGGAUGCCGAAAGCCAACAAGGUGGAGGAAACCCUUUCCACAGAGGCUGGAAUUCCUGGCAAAGCUUUGACCCAUUCAGCUCCGGAGGACCUUUUAAAUUUAAAUUCCACUUCAAUUAGAAACUGCUUCCCAUCCACCCCCAAAUUUGUUUCUAGGACUUUGUCUUUAUUAUUAUUUUUUAUUUCGAGGUAACCUAAACUAGUGGCUUAUUCUUGAACAGGAACUUUAUUGAAAAUGAUAGCCUGAAAAGAAGCCUGUGAGAGAGAGCAAUGCAACAGCUGUUCUAUUAGUAAUAAUUCGUAUUAUACUUCUGAGUGCAAAACUCCUGUUUCCUAAAUAAGUAGAAGACUAGGCCGGGCUCCAGCCCUUGAGCCCAGUCACCUGGAAUAGAUCGAGACCUUCGGCUGAAGACAGCUGACAUCAAAGGAGCUAUUCUGUUGAAGAACGCAUGUUAAAAUCUGCCUAACUCUUAAGUGACCUUUUGCCGGACCUGGUCAGGUAUUUGGUAUUCCUCACUGAAGGAACAAGAGCACAGUGUAUAGUCUCGUUGUGAUUUCUCGAGGGGAAAUGCUAAGGACUCGAGUAUUGGUGUUGUUCUCCUUGGGUGACAUUGGCGGACACACCUGUCACUUCUGCAUGACUGUCUUGCAUCAGAUCGCUCUUAAAAUGUGGCUCGGGUUGCACUUGCCUGCCGCUUCGAAGAAGAAAUGGGUAAUGGAAUUGCAGAGGUGGCCUGGUUCUUCCCUAAGACUGUUUGAAGCAGGAGGUUAUACAAAACAGGAGCAUGGUAGAAAGUAACUCUGCUACACAGGUAAUUUCUGGAUCGAAGCCUCUCUGUGACCCUUUACAGGGCCACAACCAAGGCCUGCAGAGAGAGUUUUCUAGAUUAUUUUUACUAGGAUGAUUUUCUCUCUUGAUUAAAAUUUCUCUUCUGGUUGUUUCACAAAGCUACCUAAAUAGAAUGGUAUUUUUAGCUGGUAUUAAAUAGAACUAUUUUGAGCUUUUCCCUCAACAUAUGCUUGACAUUUGAGCAGAAUGACUACGAGAUGUUGCUUCAGAUAUACAGAAUUUAGUUCUGAUCUGGAGGAUUAUUUUAAAGGGAUGUGAACAUGUCCUGUGAGGUAAUUUUUAAGAUAAGAGUGUUGUGGUUUAGACAAGAGGAGGAUGCCAAAUGUCUCCUGUAAUUUGAUGAAACUUUUUAAAUGACUGUGUUUGUAGCAUUCCACUGACCAUUAUGUAAUCUGGAUGGUUUAGAAGCCUUUCAGAUGAGUCAGUUUCAUAAAGGAGUUGGUGACUCCCUUGAACUAAUUUGGGGCACAGUCCUAUGUAGGUCUAUACAGAAAAAAGGGCUACAGCUUUCAGCAUUGUGGGACAUUUUUUUCUGUCUGAGCAUGUGUGGGAUUGUGCCCUUAACUGCCUGUAGCCACAGGAAACCGUAACACCGGAGCUGACAUUCACCUUGGGUCCGCCAAAGACAUGUGAAUCCUUCAGGUGCUUUUGUCUGGUAUUGCUCUGGCACUUCUGAACUGUACUCAAAACAGAGCCCAGAAACCUCUUACUGUGUGAUUCUGGAUCUGCAGAAAGUAUUUUUUUUUAAGUACAGCCGUUCUCAAGAAGGCAAUUUGAGUAUUCGGGAGUUACGUCAUUACACUUCAGUAUCAGGACAGUCCGAGAAGUACACCCAACUUCCUUUCAGUCUAGAUAUGACAUCACCGCUUCAGCAGCAAUGCCAGUGCUGGCAAUCAGACAUCCCACUGGGAUCCUGCAGGCGACACCUGCAUAAGGAACGGCAUCUGUCCCACUCAGGUGUUCACUUUCCACACAGAUUUGAUGCAGAUGUGCGCUGGAAUGUAGUGAAGUCCAGAUCGGACCCGGCUUGUUUCAGUAGCAUAGUCCAAAAGGCAGAACAAUGAUUUCAUGGUUGAGGAAUUCCCAUUGUCUUUUUUCACGGGUAACUUCUUAAUUUGUGCGAGUGAUUUUGGAAGUAAUUUCACCGGGGGGCGGGGGGGGCACAUGAAACCCUUGUUCGCUUCUCGGUUAUCUCUCCUGGACAUCCGCAAACAUGCCCAGCGCUGCAAACAUAGCACUUUUAUCGUGGUAGCUCUAUGUAACUUGCUCCCAAAGCAAUUUACAGUGUAGGGAGGUAUCUGGCAACCGAGCCGACUGUGAUGCAGUAUUUCACAUGCUGUAUUCCUUUUAGGGUAAGAAAGGGCCUCGUGUGCGUUGUCUGAGUGGUGUAAGAAUUUGUUUGGCACUCAGUCCCGGUGGCACUUUGCUUUCCAAAAGCCGUUGUCCUGGCUCUUGCUUGGAGGUGUGAUUGUUUUCCCCCUGGGGGAGAUUUCCAGGGAUUUUUGGAAAAACUGAAGAAAAAUGAUUCCCCGUUUUCUCUCUCUGCCUCUCAGUCCCCCCCCCCCCCGCUUUUUUCCUUCAUAAGCUGUCACAUCUCUGCUCCAUCAUGAGGGUUCGGAAAUUAGAUUGGCCAGGACUAUGUCAAUGCAGGUUUUGUAGUCACCUCGGUAAGGGACUGGCCACUGUCGCUCAUCAGCUGCCACUGGGGUAUAUGCAGACAUUUGAAAUGUUCGCAGAAUAAAGUGUUUUUAAAAAUGCAGGCGAGUCAGUACCAUGAGUGCUCAGGAGUUCUUUUGAAGAUAAAGAUGCCUGAAAUCAUGCUAGGUAAUGUACUGGCAGCCACAAAAUAUAGAUUAAAGCUGUCCGUAAUUUUAUCAAUCAGUUGAAAGUGUCUAUUAAUCAGAAAGCUGUUUGUUUUGUGUGCAUAAAACCAGAUUAAUAUACAGUAUGCAGCUGUGCCAAAGCUUAAAAUGUGUGUUUAUAACAGCUAAGGAACAGAAACGACUAAGUUGAUGUUUCCCUGUGAUUAUCAGGGGGUGUUUGUGGUGAAGGGAAAAGGCGAAUGCUUAUUUGUUCACCUUUCUAGAAAUGCUUAUUUGUUCACCUUUCUAGAAAUGAAGAAACAGUUUACAAAGCAAUACCGUUAGAGUUUUCCAGAUUGCUUUAAGAUUAUAUUGCUGUUGCAACAUGAGACAUGUCAAAUGUGAACCAAAAAGUAGAUCUUCCUCUUUGCAAAAUAAUUUAUGUAUUAAGAAAAAACGGGAAUUAAAUCGUUGUUAAACAACUGAUAA